Ostreococcus lucimarinus CCE9901 is the source of this 1029-nucleotide messenger RNA. It is a transcript of the gene TPR3, whose product is annotated as TPR-repeat containing protein. Gene Ontology annotation, cellular component: ciliary basal body. The record is from RefSeq and is a predicted model, not a curated record. Gene Ontology annotation, biological process: protein localization to cilium; cilium assembly. Bases 1 to 1029 code for a protein of 342 amino acids. Gene Ontology annotation, molecular function: protein binding. The transcript has a single exon. NCBI's taxonomy places the organism in Eukaryota, Viridiplantae, Chlorophyta, Mamiellophyceae, Mamiellales, Bathycoccaceae.
AUGGUGGUGCUGUGCGCGUCGUGCGUCGCGUCGCGCGCGAACGGCGCGCUCGGUGCGACGUGGUUGCGCGCGUACGUGGACGAUUCUGGGCGAACAUCGGGCCCGCGCGUGCGCCGCAUCGAAACGGCCGCGAUCGGCGGCGAAGGGUGGUCCGACGCGUGGGAUCUCGAGUCAGGGAGCGCGGAGCACGUGCGACACGCGUACACUGGGGCGGAGAUGAAUCGGAUGUUCGCGAGGGUGCCCGCGGCGGCGCCGGUGGUGUACACGACGCCGCAGCGGUCGUGGAUCGACGUGGGCGUAUCGAACGAGUUCGAUCGUAAAGUGCUCGUCGAAGCGAGCGAUGAUGACGGUGAGAGUGAUGGGGUGGAUGAGAAGGAGAGGCACGACGGAGAUGAGGCGUUGCGUGAGAAGAAGAACAAGUAUUUUAUGUCCAGCGUAAGCGCGUCUUCGCUGCAGCACAUGUUGAACAAGUACGGAGGGACGGUAGAUAGCGCGUUUGAGACGAUCAAUCGACGGUUGGAGAUUGAUCCGAAUAAUCCAGUGCUGUGGGCGGACCUGGGGAACACGCACAGGAUCAUGGCGGAGAAUAAAGAGGCGGCGGAGUGCUUUGCCAAGGCGUUGCGAAUCAUGAAACAUCCCGAGCUGUAUCAGUUGCUUGGCACAUGCUUAGUAGUGACCGAGCGCACCGAAGAAGCGAUCGGGAUUUUCAAGCAAGGUAUGGAGACGUUUCCGGGCGAUCCAGCGUCGACGUUUAGUUUGGCUUUGGUGUAUCUGCAGCUCGAGCAGUGGCACGACGCCAUCGUCGUGCUCGAGGCGUUGACUCGCGUCAAUCCAACCUUCGCCGGCGGAUUGGCGAACGAACAUUUACUCAUCGCCAGAAGGCAACUGCAGCGCGAAUCGUCCGGGCGUAUAGAUGCGGGAGUGUUCGUCAUAUUCGUGGUCACCCUUGUCGCCCUCGCGUGGUUGCAGAUGUCGCGUCAUUUCCAACGAGUGAAAAAGGCGCACUCGCGCAAGCAAAAGCGGCGAUGA